CGGCACGGUGCGGGACAGUACGGGGCGCCGCGGGGUGCCGGCCGCUCGCGGGAACGGGGCGUAGCACCGGGGGUGAAAAAUAGCAUUCGGGAUUAAAGCUGACCGGGGCCGGGGCGGGGGGGGAGUGGGUUCCGCCCCGGGGCGGGGCGUCGAGCGCGCAUGCGCAGGCUGUGACCUUCCUCACGUGCGCCCGCGGCGGCCCGGUCACUCGGUGGCGGGGAGUGCAGGAGCCGCCAUGGCAGGAAAAGCAUUUAGGAAAUUUCUUCCCCUCUUUGAUCGUGUUCUGGUUGAACGAUGUGCAGCUGAGACAGUAACCAAAGGAGGUAUCAUGAUUCCAGAAAAAGCUCAAGGGAAAGUGCUACAAGCAACAGUAGUAGCAGUUGGAUCGGGAGCCAGAGGAAAGGAUUUUUACAAUUGGCCUGAUGAAUCCUUUGAAGAAAUGGAUAGUACGUUAGCUGUUCAGCAGUAUAUUCAGCAGAACAUAAGGGCAGACUGUUCCAACAUUGAUAAGAUCCUUGAACCUCCUGAAGGCCAGGAUGAAGGUGUAUGGAAGUAUGAACAUUUAAGACAAUUCUGCCUUGAGCUCAAUGGACUGGCUGUCAAGCUUCAGAGUGAAUGUCACCCAGACACGUGUACUCAGAUGACAGCAACUGAACAAUGGAUUUUUCUUUGUGCAGCUCAUAAAACUCCCAAAGAGUGUCCUGCUAUAGACUACACCAGGCACACACUUGAUGGAGCUGCAUGUCUUCUGAAUAGCAAUAAAUAUUUCCCUAGCAGGGUUAGCAUAAAGGAAUCCUCUGUAGCCAAAUUAGGAUCAGUGUGCCGAAGGAUUUACAGAAUAUUCUCACAUGCUUAUUUUCAUCACCGGCAGAUAUUUGAUGAAUAUGAAAACGAAACUUUCUUGUGUCACCGGUUCACUAAAUUUGUGAUGAAGUAUAAUCUGAUGUCCAAGGAUAACCUGAUUGUACCAAUUUUGGAAGAAGAAGUGCAGAAUUCAGUGUCAGGGGAGAGCGAGGCAUGAUGGGAAUGGCCACACAGAGGCCCAUACUGAAUAUAAACAGAACAUUAAUUAUGUACUGUAUAUAUCAUUUUAGACACUUCAAUCACGUAUCCUCCUAGCUUUGUUUAGUAUACUUUUUGUAUGCUGUGUGCAUUGCCUUUUAAUAUGGGAAAAUUAAGUUAUUCAUGAGCUGUAUAUUCAUCAAUGUGGCACUCAUGGUUUUUAAAUAAAAGUAGUAAUAUCUGUUUAUAAUGCCUGUUAAUAAAAGAAUUUACAGUUCUCUAAAAUUGCUGCUAAACAAUCAUUGAAUCACAAUCCUGAAGAUGUGUCUGAUUGGGUGGGGAAAAAAGUGAGAUUAAGAUUUCACAGCAAGCCAUUUUUAAUGCAAGUAGCUAUAUUAAGUCUGAGUUCAAAGAUUAUCACCUUAAAUAUAUAAUUCUGCAGGAAGCUUCUUGCGACAUAGCUUAUUCCUAAUUUAGCUUUUAUUUUUUUUAAGAUGGCUUCGAAGAUUUACUUUGGGAUGUGCAUAUUGCUGUAUGUGCAUAUCCAAGUACUAAUAGGACCUGUAGUAUUACUUAUACCAAAAGGAUAGUUUCACUAUGCUAUUGAACAUAUAUAUUCUUGAUAUACAUCUAACAUACUUUCUGGACUUUUUUUAUUAGCAGUGGAGGCUUGUACACAGCAGGGGCCAGGCUCUGUCCUGUUAAGGCGGACUUCUGCUGUUCUCCAGUCCACAACUUCGCUAAAGAGUAACUGUGGCAGAAAACCUGUGCGUAUUUAUGGUAACUGCUUACUGAUUAUACCUCACGUAAAUAUUCAUAUUACACUACAUAACACACUAGCACAGUCUUUGCUUGUACUCCUAGCAAAAACUUGAAAUAUUGAACCUGAUUCUUCACAAGAAUUAAUCAUAUUUUCAACAUACUUUUUCUUCAUUCACCUGAAUUACAUGCCUUGACAGAAAGAUUUGGAUUCAUGCUUCUGUUCCCUAUCAGAUGUUUAUUUCAAGUUGUGUUUGCAGAUUUGCAAUAACUGACAACUUCCAUGAGUGCUGCUUAAUUGUGUUAUGUCUAGAAUGAUAGAAUUAAAUGUUUGAGAGAGGAAUAUAGCAGAUGUACUGCUAAGCCUACAUGAAUGCAGGGUCUAAAAGCACUAGCAGUGCUCUUAUGUUAAAUGAAUUUUGCUUAGCUGUUUAAGAAGUUAGCUGGUUGCUACUCCUCUGAGGUUGCCUGGGGCCCUCUUUAUUUCAUUAAGCAGGUCCAAAUGGGCUAACUCCGCUAGUUUCUGUAACCUACACUUUGUUUUCUAAGCCGUACUUACUUGGAAAGAAGGGAAGCCACCUAUUUUUAAUGAGUCUUUUUUCAUAAUACACAAAACAUGCCUUAAAUUCUAUUUUUCUUUGUAUGAAUCAAGCACACCUCUCACAACUGUACCACCUGGAUGUAAAGGGAAUUUAAACAAUGAGAAAAUAGAGAGACUAAGCUUAAUUACUUCAACAGCUGUAUUCUUCAGGAGCUCUUUGUGUCUCAUGUUUAUCUUUGUAUUUAAUUGUCAGCAGGGUAAUUGCAUGAGAUGUUGUCCGAGUGAAAGUAGCUUUAGUUACUGUCUAUACACCAAGCUAUAACUUGCCUUGUAUAGACCAGGUUACUUGCUAUUUGAUGGGUAUCUCGAAGCUUAUACCACAGGUGGGAGGACUGUAUUCUGGAGGCAGUAAAAUGUAUUUAGUUUUGUUACAGGCUGCUGUUGGAUCAUCCAUGGUGUGGUUCUGGGUACAGUCACUCUGCAUGCUUAUGUUGGCCGUGGUGACUGAGACAGGCAAAAACGUGUAACUGGUGUUGCUAACUACAUUUCCUCUCCCAAACUGAAGAAAAUGAUGUGGUGCUCAGGACUGCAUUAAAAUUUUAAACCUCUCUUCUUCCUCUUAUGCUUUAAGAGUUUCACUUCAAAAUGAAACUUGGGAAAUUUUAAUCCUGUUUAAUCUCAUUCAGAUUUGCACUGUAAAGCUGACUUGCUAUACUAAGCUGAUUUUAUAUAAGACCGAAGUGAAACACUGCUUGUAUUUUCCCUUGCUAUUGUUUACAUGAGUACUGUGUACACACAUGUGCCUGAACGGUACCAUAAAACUUCAGUUAGCCUAAAGAAACGGUUUAUUUGUCUAAUAAAUAUUAACAGGUUUAAUCUAGACUCUACCUAAUAGGAAAAAUCAAGACUGUCUUUGAAUUAUAUUGUAAAAAAAAAAAGAAAAGAAGGAUAAAAUUAAACUGUUUCUUUAUCCAUACCGCUAUAUUUUGGUAAGCGAUUCUCAUUUUUCAUGUCGUCCAAGAAUGCAGGCAGCUGAGUGCUUCCAAGAGAAAGUUGGGUGCUCUCCCGUCUCUGCUACAAGGUGUGCUGAAGUGAAGUUGUAUUUCUUCUUUCAAAAGUAGAAAAAUACAAUACUCGUUAGCAUCUUGAAGUCAGACCUCAAAUGUAUACAUCUCACAUCAGAAAAUGGUGGGUCUACAAUUAAAAAGGGAGAUCCAGAAGAGGGGCUUUCAGACACCCAAGUAAGCCCACUUGAUGAUCUUAAGGGUCUUUUCCAACCUUAACGAUUCUAUGAUUCUAUGACGACAGCACGCCUCAGAUGCAAGGGCGUGUAGUAAGCAAAGGAUAACUUUCGAAUUACUUUGUCCUUGGUCACUGAGGUUUUUCCUGAUGUUUGGCUUAGCAUGUCUUGAAACAAGUCAGCCACGGUGAUUUUGCUACUUUGCUUUUAAUCUUAACUCUCAGAUAUUGUCAAAGUUUAUCUGCUUAAACAGACCAGACCAUGUCACCAGACCAGUUCCUCCAAACCACUUUGUCUCUAUCAAGUUAUGCUACCUGAGGUCAGGAAUGUUCACUGCUUCAAUUUGUACCACUUGUUGAAAUUCUGAUACAGGGACUUGGUUUUGAAGUCUAAAUCCUAACUAACACUCUUCUCAAAAUUAAGCCAUAGGGAAUCAUUGAGACAGCAACCCGUACUUUUUAACCUUGAAAAGAUGAAUAUACUAAGCACAAGGAACACCUAGUCAGCUUUUGGUAGAUGGCUGUAGGUCGAACAAGCUUUGCCUUGUGAGCUGCGUGGCUGUACAGACAAGACUGCAAAAAAGUAAUUCUGGCUUCAGAAAAGGUACACGUUCAUCCGACCCGUUUAAUGUCAGUGUGAGGCAAAUAGAACAGGGAAAGUGGCAGCUGAUUUGGCAAGUGCUUUUAAUGGUGAGAAGUUUCCCAUCAGAAAUAUAGAAAAUAUCUUAGCUUUACAAAAAGAAAACAGUAUCUUACAGACACAGGAGUUAAGCAGCAGUUUAGUGCAGUUGACCACGUAUGUAAAUAAACUGUUCUGACAAUUAUGAGCACAAAAUUUUUUUUACAGUGGAUAGUUCCUCCCUGCUUGUAAACACUAGGAAAAUAUUUCCUCUCCAAACUCCUUAAGAAUCAGAAGGUAUUAACAGUCUUUUACAGAGGUUCAUGAACAGCAUUGGAUGCCUUCUAUCUCUGUUCUUUUUAAUUAGCUGCGGGGCAUUUCUGCUGUCACAGACAGGUAAGGGACUUUUCUGUUAGCGUUCAGACACACGGGCUCCCAACUGAAGCUCUGUUGUUGAAUAAAUAAGUGUACUUACUUUUUUUUUUUGUCACAGAAAAACUCUUAAAGCAUCCAUACUUUAAGUUUGAUUUGCAAUUCUUUCAAUAAAAAGAUGAGUAUGUAAAGUACAUUCUUGUAAAAUAAAAACUGAACAGCG
Phalacrocorax carbo (great cormorant) is the source of this 4755-nucleotide messenger RNA. The record is from RefSeq and is a predicted model, not a curated record. NCBI's taxonomy places the organism in Eukaryota, Metazoa, Chordata, Aves, Suliformes, Phalacrocoracidae.